AUGGCGUGUAACGGGCUGAAGGUGGCGGUUGCCACAUAUAAUUUGUACUGGUGGUGCGUGUCCAACAAGUUUGGGAACUGUCCACAAUUUGCUUUUGGAACUGGCUUCACCCAGCUGUACCAGCGAAUUUCCACCAACCCAGUGGACCUAAUCGGAUUCCAGGAGUGUGACAAUGUGGAGCAGGUGGUUGCUGGUGCCGGGCUCUCCAACUUCGGCUACUACUCCACGCCAAGCGGAAACGAUGCUCCCAUGGCUUGGAGCUGGGCCAGGUUCAAAGUCCUAGAGGGACCGGCCAGCGAAUGGAUCGCACAAGACUCUUAUAGCCCAAGAUGGUUGAACUGGGUUCGGCUUCUGGAGUACAGCAGCAAUACCGUGAUCUUCUUCGCCAACACGCAUGGCCCCCUUGGUCAGUGUACAGGUGAGCGUGGACAGCAAGUUGCAGAUGCAUAUUGGAGGUCUAUAUGGAAUCAUAAAAAGCACGAGGACGUCGUGAUUUUCACCGGGGAUUUCAACUGCCGGAUUUGGGAUCAGACACUGGUGUCUUUAAGAGAGAAAUUGGAAGAUGCUGCUUGGGACACAGUGUUUCAAGGGGCGGACCAUAUCUUCGCAGAUCAUGGUGUGGGGCUUUGCAGCCAGGAGAGUACCCUGGGUGCUCCUUCUGACCAUCAAUUCCUAAAGGCUGUUCUGCUUCCGCACGGCGGGCCAGAACCACCAAAGCCGCCAGAGCAUGAGAAGUCACAGAACAGGUCGGUUCAUGCCACUGCGACGGAUGGUUGCCCAAAGCCCCCUUCCAACGGACCUUGCUGCCAUCACUGCAAAAGCAAUCGCUUUUGUCCGGGCGAUGGGGGCUGCUAUGCCGAGGGACAGUUGGGCUGCACUUCAGGAACCUGCGUCCCCAACACUGCCACCCAGCUGCUCCUCUGA
Molecule: messenger RNA, 924 nt
Organism: Symbiodinium sp. CCMP2592
Lineage: Eukaryota; Dinophyceae; Suessiales; Symbiodiniaceae
Source: the annotation of a GenBank genome assembly